CGGGAAUAUGAAAACCAACCUCCAUAAUGGAACAGUUUGUCCUUAAAGCUCCCCUUAGAUAGGCGAUACAAUCAUGCUAACAGUUGUACCAUACAACAAUGAGCUCCAUAGACGUUAUUAAAUUCAUUCCCUUCACUAGAGAAGGGUUUGGGCAAUAUUGAAACCAAGAGUACAUUCCAUUCUAAGGAGGGUUAGCGAAUAUUGAGAGGACCUAGAUUACGUUAUAGAAUAGAGGAUCUGUGGGAAGAGUAUCUGUUGAAGACUCUCCAACGUACAAAGAAGCUACAAGCAUGUAGACAAAUCCUUUAUUUCAUAGUAAUUUUGGGUGGGUCUGUAAUGGUCGAAUAAGAGCAGAGGGAGAAUAGAGACGGGCCAAUCACACACACCAUUCGAGACCCUUUGCUUUUUUUAUAUAGAAAAGCACGAGCUCGUCAUAUAAAAGAAGUAAAGAAGAGGACAAUCGAUCUUAUGUUUGCUUGCUGCAUUGCAUUGCAUUCUCUUUAUAGUUCGAGCUAUAGACGACACCCACUUGAAAAUUUACUUGCUUUCUUUUUUCAUGUGGGUUGGAUGCAGAAGCAUUAAGAUGCAAUAUAGACGAGAAUAAGUGAAGUGGGUAUGUGGGUAUUCUUUAUUUUGCUUCUAUAAUUUUUUUGUUGGUAGUUUGGAUUAGCAAGAUGGGUGAACGGGAGGUUCUGCCAUGGCUGAAGGCAAUGCCUGUGGCACCUGAAUUUCGUCCUACAGAGGCCGAAUUUGCAGACCCCAUUGCUUACAUUUUGAAGAUUGAGAAGGAGGCAUCUCAGUAUGGUAUUUGCAAAAUCAUUCCUCCCAUACCCAAAUCACCUAAGAAGUCUGUCAUUGCAAAUCUGAAUCUCUGUUUAGGCCAACCCAGCAACAACACCAACACUACAGCUGCUACAGGCCUGCAUCCUGGGCCCUCUGUCAACAGCAAUGUUUUAGUGAGAGAAAAUGGUGUUGCAAAAUUCACAACUCGCCAACAGCAAAUAGGAUGGAGUCUGAAGAGGCCCAGGGGAGGGGGGGGCCCUGUUCAGACUGUUGUACAAAAACCAGUAUGGCAGAGUGGGGAGACUUACACAUUGGAGCAAUUUGAAGCCAAAGCAAAGCAUUUCUCAAGGUCUCGCCUCAAAACCACCAAGGACGCUGCUCCUCUUAUGGUAGAGACAUUGUUCUGGAAGGCAACUGCUGAUAAACCUAUUACCGUGGAGUAUGCCAAUGAUAUCCCUGGUACAGCUUUUGGGGACCCUGGUAAGAAAUUUUCACCUCCAUCAUCACCCCCAUCUGGCAGAAGGAAAAGAAAGAAAUACCAACAGUGGAAACAGAAGAAAGAAGAGGGUUCUCAUGAUGCAUGCGACAUAACAGAUACUGCCUGGAAUAUGAGGAUUGUGUCUAGGUCAGAUGGAUCGUUGCUUCGUUACAUGCCUGUUGAGGUGGCUGGUGUUACUUCUCCAAUGAUUUACAUUGCCAUGUUGUUCAGCUGGUUCGCUUGGCAUGUUGAGGACCAUGACUUGCACAGUUUAAACUAUCUGCAUAUGGGUGCUCCAAAAACCUGGUAUGCUGUGCCAGGAGAAGCAGCUUCAGCUUUUGAGGAAGUAGUGAGACGAGAAGGAUAUGGUGGUCAGGUCAAUCCACUAGUUGCGUUUGCAAUGUUGGGUGAAAAAACAACAGUGAUGUCACCAGAAGUACUGAUAGCCGCAUCUGUUCCCUGUUGCAGGGUAGUGCAGAAUGCAGGGGAGUUUGUUAUCACUUUUCCAAGGGCAUAUCACUUAGGGUUCAGCCAUGGAUUCAAUUGUGGGGAGGCAGCUAAUCUUGCAACUCCUGAGUGGCUUAAGGUGGCAAAAGAAGCUGCAGUUCGCCGAGCAGCAACAAAGUUUCUUCCCAUGCUUUCACACCAACAAUUGUUAUAUUUACUUGCGUUGGGUUCCACUUCGAGGAUACCCAUGAGCGUAACAUCAGAACCCCGCAGCUCCCGAUUAAAACACCGGCAAAGAGGAGAAGGAGAGAUGAUAGUCAAGAAGGGUUUUCUGGAUGAUGUGAUUGAGAAUAAUUCUCGACUUAGCCGCCUUCUCCAAAAAACAUCCGCUCAUCAUGCCGUUCUAUGGAAUUCUGCCAAUGUCUCCUGCGAUUUUCCGUAUUCCCCUUUGUGUUUCUCUACAUUAUCUGAGAUAAAAUCCAGUGCAUCAUUGUGCAUGGAUGGUAUGGAUGUGUCAGCAUUACCAUCAGAAACUGCAUCCAAUAUUAGCACCCCAGCAUGUAUUAAGGAAGAGUUCUGUAGAGGGAGCUCCUUCACAACCGCAGAAAAGGAACCAAGCUCAAGAAUUGGCACUUCUUUGUUAAACAACGUCAAGCAGGAAGACAUUGCUUCUUAUUAUGCCAAUCCUUCAAGCUUGCAUGAUAACAAUAAUGACCAGGGAAGUAAAGCACUUUAUGGGGACAUGUCUUCAAGUGAAACAGACAUUGAUACAGGUCCAUUGGCUUGCACUGUAUGUGGAAUUUUGGGCUUUGCUAGCAUGGCUGUAAUACAACCUUGCCAAGAAGCAGCUACUGUACUCCUCUCUACUAACUACAAGACUGGCCAGAACUAUGUCGUGACUGAUGGAUCUGAAACAGCUCUAGCUACACAGUCAAAAAUGUACUUAAUGGACAAUAAGAAUGUUUUUAAAAGAAAAAUGGUACAACUUAACCAGCAUGGAGCUGCGCCUGCCUAUAAAGACACCCACGCUUAUCAACAUGUUUCUGAGAAUAUGGAUUUGGUUGAUGUCAAGGAAGUCAUGCAGAUAGAAUCAAUUGGAUUAACCGGAAAAAGUUCUGGAAUUUUCUUAGAAUCAUUUAAACAGAAAGAAUCCAUUGACUCAUCUGUUCCAAAUGAUGCAUGCAUGCCAAAGACUUCAUCAAGUGGUAAUAAUUCAGGCAUACCUCAAAUAUCGGCUCUAGAUCUUCUGGCAGCUACUUAUGGUGACACUAUGGAUUCUGAUGAGGAAAAUGACACAAAUGUAACAAAUACCAGUGAUCAUGCUUGUGAUACAUCAAAUGGUGCAGAGUUUGAAAAUAGUCAUGAUCUUUGUGAUGCUGCUGAUGUACCUAAAGUCGAUGUUUUUGUUUCGAAGGGCCAUAAUCUGCAAAAGCAUCCCCAGCUUUCAUCCUGUGCAUUAGCUGGAAGUAAAGAAGAAAUUCAAAUUAAUGAUGUACUGAUUUCAGAAGGCCUUAAACCAGACAAUAUAUGCCCAUUUGCAAAUGAAGAUAUGAAGGAUUCCUUUAGCAAUUCCAUGAGAACAGACACAUUUAUUGCUGGAGAAUCAUCUAUUUGUUCAUCAGACCAAUGUCUUACAAGGAAUGCAACAUUUCACAGUUAUGUUUCUGAGGAUCAGAAUGACUUUCAGAGAGAACUCAAUGUUAGUGGUAUUCAGUUUCCAGUUGUGGAAGGAAAUAAUAGCCUUCAAAAACAUAAUUCACUGGCCCCAGCAUGCAUGACUGGUCUUGAUAAUAUUCUACAAAUAAGCUUGAAAGGGACUCUUGACAGCAGUGUUCAUCCCAGCAGUCGAUUAGAAGAUCCUAAUGAGGUUUCUAGAAGCUGUAAAGAACCUUCUGGCAUGGUUGUUUCCUCUACCAGAGAUGGUAAAGGUGAUCUCACCCAGAUUGAACUGAGUUCAAAAAAUUCUAACUUAGAGAUGUCUGAAUCUAAACAGUCUACCGAAGAUCUUGAAGCUGGAAAAUCAGCCCUUGAUCGUUGUGCAGACUGCUCUGAGACGCAAUAUGUAUAUGAUUGUCAACCACUUAAUCAAGUUCCUGUGCACUAUGAACCAAAGGAAAUUUGUGCAAACAAUGAUGGCAGUGUUUCAAUGUCAGUCGGGAGUAACAAAACACAAGCAUGUGAUGUAGUGGUUGCUAAUACGAGUCAUGUUGCAGAUGCAGGUUCAUUACCGGACAAAACUUAUGAUAUGCCAAGAGAGACUACAAAUGCUUCCUCUUUAUGGAAGCCUGCCAAGGGAUUUCUAAGACCACGAGUGUUUUGUCUUGAGCAUGCAUUAGAGAUACAGGAGCAACUGCAGCCAAUGGGAGAUGCACAUUUUCUGAUUGUAUGCCAUUUAAGCUAUCCAAAAAUGGAACAGCAGGCAAGAUUGCUUGCAGCUGAAUUGGGCAAUGACUACUCCUGGAAGGACAUUCAAUUUAAGAAAGUGGCUGCAGAAGACCUAGAAGUAAUUCAUUCAGCUAUUGAUGAUGACGAGGACACAGAAAUAGGAAGUAAUGACUGGACUGUGCAGUUGGGUGUGAGUUUGCAUUAUAGUGUCAAACUUAGCAAGUCGCCCUUAUUUUGCAAGCAGAUGCCUUAUAAUCCAAUUUUAGAAGCAUUGUUUAUUAACAGUUAUUUAAAUAACUACUCUGAUGACAGUGCAUAUGGAUCUUCAUGGAAUUGUGAUAUGAACAAACAAGGGAAGAAAAGCAAGCAUAAAAAGAUAACUGUUGCAGGAAAAUGGUGUGGAAGAGUGUGGAUGGUGAAUCAGGUUCAUCCAUAUUUGAGAGACCCUGAAGUUCAGCCAUCUGCUUUUUUUGCACCAAAGACAAUAAAAAUUGGAGCCAGUCAGGAGCAAGGGCAUCUUCAGAAAUGCAUGGGCCAAGAUGCCGACUGUAAACCCAUAGUAAAGCCGAAAAAUAUAAUUACUUCAGAUAACAACAUGGUAGAAAUACAAGAUGGCUCCCACUUUCAGAAAGAAACAAUUCAGGAUCCAGAUAGCAAGCUCAUAUUAAAACCGAGAAUGACCAUUACAUCAGGCAAGAUCAUAAAAUCUACUCCCAGUGAACAGCCUUUAAUGACUUACAAAAAAAACAAACACAAUGCAAAAAUGUCUACAAGAUCAGGUUUUAAAGGAAAAAUGAGCUUAGAAAGGCAAAUAGGUAAUAUUAUGGCUCAACUAUCACAAAACAAAACAGUAAGUAUGGAUGAGAGUACUUUGCUAACCAACCAGCCAAAGGGAUUUCAAGAAGAUUCCAUAAUAAAAUCUGAGUCUGUUGCUUUUUCUACUCAUUCUGAGUUAAACAAGGAUGCUGAAGGUAUGAGGCAAAGGGAGAAAGUACUAGAGAAUGGAAAUUGUGUCCAGGCCAACCAUACUGAUUAUAAAGAAGACACCUCUGGGCUAGAGAUAGAAAUUCAGCACACGAGAGGAAUUUUUGGAGAAAAUACUAUGCAAAACAAAACAAACAGACAAUUAGUUGUGAAAGAUGAGGUUGAGGUCAUUCCCAAUCAAGGUUCUCAAGUCCAGUGUUUUGAGAAUGCUCUUAUCAGCAACUCACAUACUGUUUCACGUUCCUGCUCAAGCAGAACAGGUGAGCUUGAAGGGGGGCCAUGUACAAGACUAAGGCCAAGAUCAUCAAAACCUAAGGAGGAGGUAGUAAACAGAGUUGCAGAGAAAGCAUUACAGCAAUCUGCCUCCUCUAAAACGAUAGCAAAGGGAAAGAAGAAAGUAGCAAAACCCAUACCAUCUAAGAAUGGUGAAGAUAAAAAUAUAUAUUGCUGUGAUACUGAAGGCUGUACUAUGAAAUUCUCAUCAAAACAUGAUCUACAUUUGCACAAGCGUAAUAUAUGCACUUAUAAAGGAUGCGGAAAACACUUUUUCUCACACAAAUACCUUGUACAACAUCGCCGUGUUCAUUUGGAUGAGAGGCCUCUUAGUUGUCCUUGGGAAGGUUGUGAAAUGACAUUCAAAUGGGCAUGGGCAAGAACAGAGCAUAUUCGUGUCCACACUGGAGAACGCCCUUAUGUCUGUACAACAGCUGGAUGUGGUCAAACAUUUCGAUUUGUAUCAGAUUUCAGUCGGCACAAACGAAAAACUGGCCAUCUACCAAAAAAAUAGAUCCUACCAAAAUCUUACAAGCAUUCUUUGCUUCUUUGCAAUGCUGAUUUUUUAUCCAGAUGAUUGUAACAUUCAUGUAAUUCUAUUUUAAUUUAACUUUACACCAUUGUAAGGAUAACAUUGGCAGUAUUCUGGCUUCUCCUGGCAAUUUGGUAAUUGUUGUAGUGCAUGGUGAAGCAGCUAGUCACUGGUUGUUUCAACCGCAGAAUUUUCACUGUGGUUGGUGAGCAUAAGAAUGGGGAUGGCUUUAAGUAUCCACACAUCUGGACAUGAAUAGAUUAUUUUAUUAUCCA
Molecule: messenger RNA, 6157 nt
Organism: Cryptomeria japonica (Japanese cedar)
Lineage: Eukaryota; Viridiplantae; Streptophyta; Pinopsida; Cupressales; Cupressaceae
Product: lysine-specific demethylase JMJ705
Exons: 8
Coding region: 675-5864 (1729 amino acids)
Biological process (GO): chromatin remodeling
Cellular component (GO): nucleus
Molecular function (GO): histone H3K4me/H3K4me2/H3K4me3 demethylase activity
Source: RefSeq, a predicted model, not a curated record